Messenger RNA from Symbiodinium natans, 753 nucleotides. The record is from the annotation of a GenBank genome assembly. Lineage: Eukaryota; Dinophyceae; Suessiales; Symbiodiniaceae.
AUGAGCUUGUCUCGGUCUCUUCCUGCUGUGCAUGUUUUGGCAGUGAUCGCCAUCAACCGCAGGAUGGGAAGUUUACCCAAGCCUGGCAAAGAAGGAGUAAAGUUCAGCUUCCUCAUUGUGUGCCUUUGCCUCUUGUUUCAUCAAGUUGUGUCAUGCAUCCGUUGGUGCUGGCGCCUAUUUAGUUUACGCAGGCUUUGCUCGGCCGUCCGACCUUGGCCCAGCAUCCAUCAGCAAUUAGCUGUUGUGGUGGUUGUUCUUCCUGUUGUUUCAGCUUUUGCUCUUGAGAGCAGCCAUCGUGGUCCUUGCGCCAUGGCGCUGAAGCGGAUUCAGAAGGAGCUGCAAGACCUAGGAAACGACCCGCCGGCGAACUGCUCGGCAGGGCCAGUUGGAGAUGACCAAUUCAACUGGCAAGCGACGAUCAUGGGGCCCCCAGACUGUCCGUACUCCGGCGGCGUGUUCUUUCUGAACAUCAACUUCCCGUCCGACUACCCUUUCAAGCCGCCGAAGGUGCACUUCACCACGAAGAUCUACCAUUGUAACGUAAAUUCGAACGGGGCGAUCUGCCUCGACAUCCUGAAGGAUCAGUGGAGCCCAGCGCUGACCAUUUCGAAGGUCUUGCUGUCCAUCUCGUCUUUGCUGACGGACCCGAACCCCAACGACCCGCUAGUGCCGGAGAUCGCGCAGGCCUACCUGAAGGACCGGGCCAAGCACGACCAAACGGCGCGCGAGUGGGUGCAGAAGUACGCAAUGUGA